Molecule: messenger RNA, 251 nt
Organism: Diversispora eburnea
Lineage: Eukaryota; Fungi; Glomeromycota; Glomeromycetes; Diversisporales; Diversisporaceae
Source: the annotation of a GenBank genome assembly
AUGUCAAUUAAUUCUACUCCAAAAUGUCCAAAAUGGUCACAAUUAUUACAACAGAGUCAUAAAAAGAAUUAUAAAAAUGUUGUUUUUGUUCAAAUGACAAACCUACGUAGAAACGGUCAACCUUCAUUGCAUAACUUGAGAUUCCUAGAUUUUCUUGAAGAUGAUCCAAAAUAUCUCUUAUUUUUGAUGCCUUUUAAUGACAAUAAUUUACAUGGCGACGUCAAAUCGUGUCCAACCGUCCAAUUAAAUUG